Elaeis guineensis (African oil palm) is the source of this 2013-nucleotide messenger RNA. RefSeq names its product cysteine-rich receptor-like protein kinase 43. Lineage: Eukaryota; Viridiplantae; Streptophyta; Magnoliopsida; Arecales; Arecaceae. Gene Ontology annotation, biological process: protein phosphorylation. Gene Ontology annotation, molecular function: ATP binding; protein kinase activity. The record is from RefSeq and is a predicted model, not a curated record.
AGGGCUCGUUGCGGUGAAAGCAGAGACCACCGUAUCGGGAUAAAAACAUGUAGUACUGCACAAUUUUGUUCCCUCUCUCUCUCUCUCUUCCCCCAUUUACCGCUCCCAGGCUUGCCAGACACUUUGCUAACCGCGUCCGUCUCCAAGCACCCUCAUCACAGAAGAUGGCCAUUAUUUUUAAAUAAAGGGAGAAAGAGUAGCAGAACAACUUACUUGUCGAUUAAUCCCUCAAGCCGCCAAUGGGCUAAUUCAUUAGCUCAUCCUAUCCACCUCCUAAACCAAACCUAGCAUCUACCUAUAUAUCAAUUCGGAUCUUAGCAGCAACUUGUCUGAGCGGAUGAAACUACGGAGAUUUCUGGAGAACCUCAUGAAGACCUUCUUUCGUCGUCGUAGCAGAGAGGCAAAAGAGGAAGAGGACUUGGAGACGAUCGCCGCCAGGGAACAAAAGGUGUUCAAGUACGAGACGCUGGUGGCUGCCACCCAUAAUUUCAACCCCAAGCAGAGGCUCGGACAGGGCGGAUUCGGACCGGUUUUUAAGGGGAGGUUGGAGGAUGGGAGAGACGUGGCGGUGAAGAGGCUGGAUCGGGGGUCGAGGCAGGGGGGAAAGGAGUUCACGAACGAGGCGAUGCUGCUGUCGCGGGUGCAGCACCGGAACGUGGUCAAUCUCUACGGCUACUGCGCCCACGCCGAGGAGAGGCUCCUCGUCUACGAGUACGUCCCCAACGAGAGCCUCGACAAGCUCCUCUUCUCCCACCGAGGAGGAGAUGAGUCGGAGGCUGGCCGGCGGCGGGCGGUGCAGAUGGACUGGAAGCGGCGGUAUGAGGUGAUCGUAGGGGUGGCGCGGGGGCUGCUGUACCUGCACGAGGACGCGCACACACCCAUCAUCCACAGGGACAUCAAGGCCAGCAACAUCCUGCUGGACGACCGGUGGGUCCCCAAGAUCGCCGACUUCGGCAUGGCCCGCCUCUUCGCGGAGGACCUCACCCACGUCAACACCCGCGUCGCCGGCACCAACGGCUACAUGGCGCCUGAGUACGUCAUGCAUGGCUCCCUCUCCACCAAGGCCGACGUCUUCAGCUUUGGCGUCGUCGUCCUCGAGCUCAUCUCUGGGCAGAAGAAUUCCUCCUUCGUCCCCAACCAGGAAGCUCAGAGCCUUCUGGAAUGGGCAUGGAAGCUCUUCAAGAAGGGGAAGAGUCUGGAGAUGAUGGAUCCUACCCUGAGAUCCACAGCAGUUCCAGAGCAAGUUGCGAUGUGUGUGCACAUAGGGCUCCUUUGCACUCAGUCUGACCCCAAGCUGAGGCCUGACAUGAAGAGGGUGGUGGUGAUUCUGUCAAAAAAGCCAAGCACACUGGAAGAGCCCAUCAGGCCUGGCAUCCUUGGGUCCAGAUACCGGAGAAGACCUUAUGGACCCCGUGGUUCCAGCUACUCUUUGGGUGAAUCCUCAUCAGGCAUGACCUCUGCCUCCAAUGUUAGUUCUACGUAUCCCUCCACUUCCAACGCAAAUAACACAGCUACCACCUCAACUGCCACCACUGCAAGAAGCCAGACGCCACGUUCAUAUCAAGAACACUCCUCUGUACAACACUAGCAUCAUGCUUAUUUUUAAUUCUUUCUUGUAUUAUAUUGGUAAGUUGUAAUUUUUUUUUUUAAUUGUCUAGUUUUGCAUGUCAAAUUUUUUAUCGACAUUGCUUGGAUGGAGUCUAGAUUUUUUCUUUUUCGGGUACAAAUGGAGUUUAGAAGAAGAUGCGGUAAGUGAGUGUUCUUUUUCUUAAGAAAGAUAUUGAUGUGAAAAUUUCCCUUGGGAGGUUUGACAUGGGAAGUUAGGCAUCUGUUGAUUGUAGCUCUCCAUGAAGGCUAUCCUCCAUACUUGUAUUCUUCAUUUCCAUUUACUCUUCAGACGAUGUAAACAGGUGAUGAGGAACACAGUGAAGGAUAUCAGUGUAUCAGCUCAUGCUGUUCAAUUCUUCGUUUGUCCACUUAAUUUUGGGGUGUUGCAAGGAAUUUAUUUGUAGU